Messenger RNA from Scomber japonicus (chub mackerel), 2031 nucleotides. Its product is annotated as glycine--tRNA ligase-like. NCBI's taxonomy places the organism in Eukaryota, Metazoa, Chordata, Actinopteri, Scombriformes, Scombridae. Gene Ontology annotation, molecular function: ATP binding; glycine-tRNA ligase activity. The transcript is spliced from 17 exons. Gene Ontology annotation, biological process: mitochondrial glycyl-tRNA aminoacylation. The record is from RefSeq and is a predicted model, not a curated record. The coding region runs from base 1 to 2031 and encodes 676 amino acids. Gene Ontology annotation, cellular component: cytoplasm; mitochondrion.
AUGGAAGAAGUGCUGGCACCUUUGAGGGAGGCUGUGAGGGAACAGGGUGAAUUGGUGCAUCGGUUGAAAGAGCAGGGUGCCUCAGAGUCAGAGCUGAGCAAAGCUGUUGGAGAACUGAAAGCCCGCAAGAAGAUUCUUGAAACAAAGGAGCUAGCCUUGCAGCCUAAAGAGGACACAGUGGACAGAGUGAAGCUGGAGGAUACCUUAAAGAGGAGAUUCUUCUAUGAUCAGGCUUUUGCCAUAUAUGGAGGUGUGAGUGGCCUAUAUGACUUUGGCCCCGUGGGCUGCGCCCUGAAGAACAACAUCCUGCAGGUAUGGAGGCAGCACUUCAUCCAGGAGGAGCAGAUCCUGGAGAUUGACUGCACCAUGUUGACUCCAGAACCUGUCCUCAAGACAUCAGGCCAUGUGGAUAAAUUUGCUGACUACAUGGUGAAAGAUGCCAAGACAGGAGACUGCUACCGUGCUGAUCACCUCCUCAAAGCCCACUUGAAAAACCUGAUGUCAGAUGAGAAAUGUUCAGCGGAGAGGGUGACCCAGAUGGAGGAUGUAAUCACUCAGAUGGACAACUACACUCAGCAGGAGUUGGCUGAUCUGUUUGUGAAAUACAACGUGAAGUCUCCCUCCACAGGAAAUGACCUCACGCCUCCCGUCUCCUUCAACCUGAUGUUUAAGACGUCUAUUGGUCCAGGAGGAAAUACGCCCGGCUAUCUGAGGCCCGAAACAGCUCAGGGAAUGUUCCUUAAUUUCAAGCGUUUACUGGAGUUCAACCAAGGAAAACUUCCUUUUGGUGCUGCUCAGAUUGGAAACUCCUUCAGGAAUGAGAUCUCUCCUCGUUCUGGACUCAUUCGUGUGAGGGAGUUCACCAUGGCAGAGAUCGAGCACUUUGUGGAUCCAAAUGACAAGGUCCACCCUAAAUUCCACAAUGUGGCCGACCUGGACAUCAUGUUGUUCUCCUCAAAGGCUCAGACCAGUGGCCAGUCUGCGCAGAUCAUGAGGCUGGGAGAUGCUGUGGAGCAGGGAGUGAUCAACAAUUCUGUAUUGGGUUACUUCAUUGGAAGAAUCUACUUGUAUCUAAUUAAAGUUGGGCUGUCGAAAGAUAAAGUGCGCUUCCGUCAGCACAUGGAGAACGAGAUGGCUCACUAUGCAUGUGACUGCUGGGAUGCUGAGUCCAAAACCUCCUAUGGAUGGAUUGAGAUCGUUGGCUGUGCUGACCGUUCCUGCUAUGACCUCUCAUGUCACACCAGAGCCACCAAGGUCCCUCUAGUGGCAGAAAAGCCCCUGAAAGAACCCAAAGUAGUAAAUGUCAUCCAGUUUGAGCCAAACAAGGGCGCCAUAGGCAUGGCAUACAAGAAAGAUGCCAAGUUUGUUUUGGAAUACCUGUCUGUCUGCGAUGAAUGCUACAUCACUGAUCAGGAGAAGCUUCUCAAUGAAAACGGGGAGUUCAGCUUUCAGACAGAGGGGAAAACAUUCAAACUGACCAAAGACAUGGUCAGUGUGAAGAGGUUCCAGAAGACUUUGCAUGUGGAGGAGAUUGUUCCCAAUGUAAUCGAGCCGUCCUUUGGCAUUGGUCGAAUCAUGUACUCCAUCUUCGAGCACUCGUUCCACACCCGACAAGAGGAUGAACAGAGGACGUUUUUCAGUUUUCCUGCUACUGUAGCUCCAUACAAAUGUUCCAUCCUUCCUUUGAGCCAGAACCAGGAGUUUAAGCCUUUUGUCCACCAAUUAUCUGAGGCGAUGACCAAAAACGGAGUGUCUCACAAGGUGGAUGACUCCUCAGGAUCCAUCGGGAGGCGCUACGCCAGAUCAGAUGAGAUCGGAGUGGCCUUUGGCAUUACCAUCGACUUCGAUACUGUGAAAAAGACGCCUCACACAGCCACUCUGAGAGACCGUGACUCGAUGAGACAGAUCAGGGCUGAGGUCACUGAGUUGCCAGGGAUGGUUCGAGAUCUGGCUAACUGCAGCUUGACGUGGGCUGAGGUGGAGGGCAAGUACCCCAUCUUUGAAGGACAGGAGUCCAGCAAGAAGGAGUAA